This is a messenger RNA of Symbiodinium necroappetens, 582 nucleotides long. The record is from the annotation of a GenBank genome assembly. NCBI's taxonomy places the organism in Eukaryota, Dinophyceae, Suessiales, Symbiodiniaceae.
AUGUUGGAAGAUGUCCGGCAAGAUCACUCGGACGUGCAAGAGCAACUGAAGCAAAGCACUUUGCUUGUCGACAGCCUCAAGCGCUGGCUGGUCAAACCGACUCGCGAAGUCGCUGGUCAUCUGCUCAGCAAGAUCAUGGAGCCAAGAACAGGUCAGAGCCGAGCACCACUGAAGGCACCCAUCCAGGAAAUCAAAGCAGUGCAGGCUGAGCAGUCUGACCUUCCGCGCUUCUUCAAUCAGCUAGUGCAGGUGGUGCACGAGUUCUUGGAUCGGGCGCACGCCGAGAUGCCCGAUGCCAGGCUCGUGAAGAUCACCAGCGAAGCCACCCACAAAGACUUCAGCGAUCAGGGCAAGUUGCUACACGACAAGGAUUUCCUGCGGUCCAACUGCCGCGUCGCCACCGCCGAACCUGUCAAAGACGACAGGCAAAAGAAGAAGGAUGAGGAAAGAGAUCAGGAGGAGGAAAAGAGAGGAGUCAUCGAGUUUGCGACGGACAGGGAGCGCGUGAAAAAGGAGGCUGCCGACAGAGACCAGCGUUUCCCGCGAGCAAAGGUGGCGGCGAGGGGUCGAGCUCGAAACUGA